AUGAAUACAGUUAUUGUACUUUUCUCUUUGGUGGCUAUUACUUGCGCGGCCCCUCAAUACCUUGAUCACUCCUCCGGGGGAGAUUUGGGAGGUCAUAAAGCUUUAAGUUAUCAAAUUAUUGGUUUAAGCAGAGGAAGUGAGGAUCACGAAGAAGAACAUGAAGAACGUGGUUAUGGUGGACAUGGCGGAAACUUGGGAGGUGGACAUCAAGUAGUCUUGCUAGGUGGUUAUGGCCAUGAUAAUAAACAGGAAGAAUAUGGUGGAAAUAGUUAUGGAUACGAAAUCAAAAGCGGAUAUGGAAAACAUGAUGAUUCAAUCGGUUUUACCGGUUCUGACUUUAAGACCCCAGUAGACGUUCACCACGAAAAAGAAAUCCAUAUUAAGGCUAACCCAGAAUACCACUAUGACUUCCACGUAGCUGACCAUAAGAACAAAGACUACAAGAGCAAAACAGAAUCUCGCGAGGGAGACAAAGUUAAGGGUAGUUACAGCUUAUUGGAACCAGAUCACAAAACCGUCAGGGUUGUCGACUACGUCUCCGACAAGAAACUUGGAUUCAUCGCCAAAGUGUCUUAUAGGAAACAACAUGGCUAUUAG
Messenger RNA from Diabrotica balteata, 597 nucleotides. The record is from the annotation of a GenBank genome assembly. NCBI's taxonomy places the organism in Eukaryota, Metazoa, Arthropoda, Insecta, Coleoptera, Chrysomelidae.